AUGACGGUCAAACACGGUCACGACUGCCUCGGUGGCGCUUUGGAAAUCGUUCCAGACGCCCUGCUCUCUCGCGAGAGCAACCUGAGCAGCGCGCUGGCUUCCCUCGUCGGCAAGAUCGAUGGCCAGUUGCUUCCUCAGAGCCCCUUCGCAGCCCGUAACUGCUCCGCCCCGAUUUUCCGAGCAAACCUUAGCUGACCGUCUACGCUGUCCAUCACUGUGCUCCACUCAGUCGCCAUCAUCGACGGCGCUACCGCGUUCGCACGUCAGCGCCAUGCCGCGACGGACCGGGCGCAACACAACGAGCCGAAGCGAGGCCGGCUGUUCCUCAAUGCGAUCAUUCGACACCUCGAGGUAGUCAUUGCAGCGACGGCAAGGCGGAUCCAAGUGGUCGUGGUAUUUGAUCAUCCCAUCCUUCGGCCCAAGCUCAAGCAGGACACCGUGCUCGAUCGCCUAGAUCGCCAGAAACCGCAAGAGCCUUCCGAUAAAUCGACCCCUGUCACCCACCCCGUCCCCUUCAUCACGAACGACACCCUCGCCGCGUGCGUUCACGGACGAUCGAGCAAAGAAUGGGAGGUCGCUUUUCGCCACGGUGACGAGCCAACCCGAGUCGCCACCUUUGUUCGCUGGUCCGAGCAAGGCUUGCUCGUCGUCGCGGCCCACGAGGCCGAUCCCCUCGUCUCGGCGUCGACCAAGUUUGGCCAGAUCUGCGACGUUGCGCUCGAACUAUGGUAAUAGUGAGCGGACGAUCAGAGAAAGGGGGGGGGGGGCGAUUGCUAUCGAAGCGCAGAGACCGAGAUGCCGAAACCGAGAAACACGCAGAUAAUGAAACCGAGAAUGAUAGAUUCGCAGAAAUGUCCUCUUCCAAGCGGUCCUCCCCUCCGAAAGUCGCCUCCCUCCAAAGUCGGUCUGAGUCGUGUCUAGUCUAGUCUAGUCUGUCUCCGAACAAGAAGCGAGUCUUCCCUCCAACGCCAGGACACUCCAUUCCCCCCGGGCCAGCUUCCUCCUCUUUUCCGACACUCGGCCUUCUGAUCACGCCAUACUUCGUCCUGAUCACGCCAUUCCUUGCUCCUGUCACACGGUCCCUUGCUCUGAACUUUUAUCCGCUCAUGUGACGCUAGGCCGAGUUAGCCGAAUCUGCGCUUCCCGACUAAGCGACUCCAGCCCGAUUUCCGAGACCACCGAAUUAGCCGACGCCCGCGUGAGUCGACUACCCUAAUGCAGCCGACAAGAUCGGGAGUCCCAUCUCAUUUCCGACAACAGGAGCCUCAUUUCCGACUUUGCUGCACACGACGGGAUCCCGAGUACCACAGAACCCAACCGCGUCGUCCUCGUGAGCGCCGACAGCGACUUUUUCAUGCUUCUCGGCGCCGACCAAGCCCGCUAUCGCGCCGUGCUAUCGGGCAAGGACCAAAACAUUAGCUUGGUGGACCUUGCCGUACUCGACGCUCACCCCGCGGUGUGGAAUUCUCGUCAGCGAUUCGUCGCGAGCCUCAUCCUCGGGUGCGACUAUUUCAGGGGCAUCAAAGGGGUCGGGCCUGGAGGACUUAGAGACCUGCCUGGGCAGUGGUUGGACGAGGCGACGUGGCAGAGUGGCUGGGAUGGCGCCGCGGGGGCGUUGAUCAGGAACGUCGACUCGGGGCCGGCGCCGACGGAGGAAAAGAUUAAGGAGGUCAAGUCCCUUUGCGCCGCGAUCGAUCCUAUCCAAAAUCUGCUGCACCACUACAAGGACAAGACGUUCGCAAAAGCAACCGCGGAGUCCAUCACCACAGUCACAAAGGGGACCAGGGGGCGGUUCAAGGGAACGCCACAUGAAGGCCCGUCGGCAGUCUCACGAUAUGCCUAUGCGCCGAUUCGCCGCAACCCCCCUCUCGUCCACCAACCCGGGGUCGCCUCCACCGGACCUCUGCCCUCUCUUUCGAGUCUCUCGACCGUUCAAGAUCCUGAACUCCGACGUGACCUUGCCAAGGCUCGACGACGUCAAGCCGAGCAGCCGGCCCGCAUGGUCUCGACGCACAAGCUCGCUGUGCAAGGAACCGUCAGGGCGUCGGACUACCGCUUGGUCGAUCCCGAAUUCGGGGACAGCGCAGAACAGCGCACUCGCAAGUCCAAUAAUUCAAAGUCGAUCGAAAGGAACAAGGCGACCACGGCGGCCGAAGUACGUGCCCUGUUCUCGAAGCAAUCGGACUCGGGCAGCAGCGGCGGCGGUGGCGGAAAAUCUCCUGGCGGAGUUAUCUACAGGAUGUCAACAAUGACGGGUACGCUCGACGAUCUGGUCCGAGGAUGCAUGGUGUCCGGAGAAUUGACACAAGGCGCACAUCGGGUUCGAAGACCCCGGCCAGGACGGCACGUCAGGCUGAGGCAAGUGCACCACCGGCGGCAACUCGAAACCGAGCAAGCUCGCUCGGGCUGA
Molecule: messenger RNA, 2410 nt
Organism: Microbotryum saponariae
Lineage: Eukaryota; Fungi; Basidiomycota; Microbotryomycetes; Microbotryales; Microbotryaceae
Source: the annotation of a GenBank genome assembly